Molecule: messenger RNA, 744 nt
Organism: Oncorhynchus mykiss (rainbow trout)
Lineage: Eukaryota; Metazoa; Chordata; Actinopteri; Salmoniformes; Salmonidae
Source: RefSeq, a predicted model, not a curated record
AUGCUCCUAUAUUUGUAUGUGUUUGCUGCAGCUGUAGGAAAGACUCAGGACUCAGCAAAGGUCAAAGGUGAAAUGGACCUGGAUAAUGACUGGUCAGAGAGUGACAGUGAGAUUGAGGAAAUUACAGCUGAUUUUGAGAUUGAUGAGGAAACAGACCAACCAGCAAAGUGCGGAGAUUCCUCCAUCUUCUUGGCUGGUGCUGAGGUCAAACAGACCCAGUGCAAAGAUGUCUCCUUGGUUGCUGCAGCUGAGUCAAAGACUCUGAACCCUCAGCAGGAGCAGCCAGCAAAGUGUAAAGAUUUGUCUGUGUUUGCUGCAGCCGGAGGAAAGACUCAGGACUCAGCAAAGGUCAAAGGUGAAAAGGACCUGGAUAAUGACUGGUCAGAGAGUGACAGUGAGAUUGAGGAAAUUACAGCUGAUUUUGAGAUUGAUGAGGAAGCAGACCAACCAGCAACGUGCGGAGCUGGAGGACAGACUCAGAACACUCAGACAGACCAGGCAGCAAAGGUCAAAGGUGAACAGGACCUGGACAUUGACUGGUCAGAGAGUGACUAUGACAGUGAGGGAACAAUGGAUAGUGACAAUGAGUUCAUAGGUAAAGACGAAUGGACAAAGUGGAGCGUGGACAUUGAGGAAAAGAAAGCGUGUACUCAAGUCCAACAUGAUGCAAAUACAGCUGAGAGAGACAUCAUAAACCAAGAGAAGAAAAAGGACCAGCCAGCAAAAUGCAAAGUUGUCAACUGA